Molecule: messenger RNA, 879 nt
Organism: Phycomyces blakesleeanus NRRL 1555(-)
Lineage: Eukaryota; Fungi; Mucoromycota; Mucoromycetes; Mucorales; Phycomycetaceae
Exons: 7
Coding region: 1-879 (292 amino acids)
Biological process (GO): mitotic intra-S DNA damage checkpoint signaling; DNA repair; DNA replication checkpoint signaling
Cellular component (GO): checkpoint clamp complex
Source: RefSeq, a predicted model, not a curated record
AUGAGUUUAAGGGCUGAAUUAGCAGGAGCUCAUUUGAGAGGUACCUCAUUGAUCUUCUGGUCACUUAAUCGUUCCUUGACAGCCCAAGCUGUAAUUCGUAUAUCUCCCACUAUGUUCAAUCAAUAUGUUUUGGAUUUGCCUCUUUACGCAGCAGCUAUGACUCAGCCAAAGAGUAUAAACUGUGGUGUCAAAAUAAAGAAUAUGCAAAGUAUUCUGCGUCGAGAUAAAAACUCUGCAGAACCUCUGGAUUGGUGUCUACUUAGCUUGGUAGAUAUGACAGCUUAUAGAAAUGAAAUCACAUCUGAAAAUCCUCCUGAACCUAGCCUCCAGAUCGACUUGGUGCGCCUAAGAGAUGUUACAAAAAGACACUCGCUUUGGUUACUCGAAUCUGAACCACUUCAGUUUAUAUAUAAUAAGCCCACUCGAUACAGCUUUCUCGUAAAUCCAACUGUGUUAGAAGAUUGUCUGAAAAACUUUCUCGUGCGUCUUCCGGAAAUAACUCUAGAAUGUUCAAGAGAAAUGGUAAAAGUAAAGUCGCACUGGGGUGAUGUUAACGAAACGCUGCAUCCAUUGGAAAGACCAACGGAAACUAGAGUCGAUCUAGAAUUAGACAACUUCAUUGAUUACAACAUACCAGAUGAUAUCCGCAUCGUAUUCCAGAUAAAAGAGUUUAGGGCAGUGGUAAACUUUGCAGUAGAGCUGCAUCUCCCUUUAAGAGCAAGAUUUGAUGGGCCCGGAAGUUCACUAGUACUAUCUGUCGAAAGAGAAGGUGUGAUAAUUGCCGAGUUUGGUAUUACGACCUUUCCACCCACUAUGACUGAACAAGACUAUGCUAAUUCUGCACGAUCAUCAGUGACUUCAUUCAAUGGAAAUAAUUAG